Messenger RNA from Girardinichthys multiradiatus, 1469 nucleotides. Its product is annotated as WD repeat-containing protein 82-like. Bases 211 to 1158 code for a protein of 315 amino acids. Gene Ontology annotation, cellular component: Set1C/COMPASS complex. Gene Ontology annotation, molecular function: chromatin binding; protein binding. The transcript is spliced from 9 exons. Lineage: Eukaryota; Metazoa; Chordata; Actinopteri; Cyprinodontiformes; Goodeidae. The record is from RefSeq and is a predicted model, not a curated record.
CAAACCGAGUGCAUACUUGUUACAAAGCUAGUGUUUGUACGUGAAGGUGUUUUACGGUGUUUUUAACCAAUUCUCGAGCAAUUAUACGUGUUUGUCAGCGUUAAUUACAAAUAUAAUGCAACGCAUUUAUGAUUUUAAACGUAAUUAAAUCAGAAAAGAAAAGACGGCGCGUAUGCUUUGUUUUUAUGUUUUUAAUGCGCUUCUGGAGCAAUGAAGAUCACAGACAGCCUUUUGAGGAGUUUUAAAGUUGCCAGGACCUAUCGACUGAAUUCAGAGAAAGUUAAUUGUGUGGACUACAGCUCAAAUGGUGAACAUGCAGUUUCAAGCAGCAACGACGACUGUAUUGUUUUAUAUGACAUCCAGGAGGGAAAGCCGUCCAGCACCCUGUACAGCAAGAAGUACGGAGUAGACCUGAUCCGCUUCACACAUGGGGAGGCCCAUACUGUGAUCUUCAGCUCCAACAAACUGGAUGAUACAAUUAGAUAUCUGUCGCUCACGGACAACAAGUUUAUCCGAUAUUUCCCUGGUCACACUGCAAGGGUAACUGCACUCUCUAUGUCUCCGGUGGAUGAGACUUUCAUCUCUAGUUCGUUGGAUAAGACGAUCCGCAUCUGGGAUCUGCGUUCUCCCAACUGUCAAGGUUUGACUGACCCUCUGGGAAAACCUGUGUGUUCAUUUGACCCGGAUGGACUGGUUUUUGCAGCAGGAGUGGAAUCACAGGCCAUCAAACUGUACGACAUUCGGGCCUUUGACAAGGGUCCCUUUGCAUGCUUUGAGGCCAGAUUAAAUCGGGUCUGUGACUGGACUGGACUGAAAUUCAGUAACGACGGGAAGCUUAUUCUCAUUUGCACCAAUGGAGGAGCUGUUCGCAUCCUGAAUGCCUUCAGUGGAUCGGUGCUGCACACUUUUUCAGGCUAUAACAACAGUAAGGGCAUCUCCCUGGAGGCCUCCUUCACCCCAGACUCACAGUUUGUCAUGAUUGGUUCAGAGGACGGACGAGUUCAUGUUUGGAGCACUGAAAGUGGGAUGAAGGUGGCCGUGCUGGACGGCAAACAUCCAGGAUCCAUCAACACUCUGCAGUUUAACCCCGGAUACAUGACAUUUGCCAGCGCCUGCACAAACAUGUCUUUUUGGCUCCCGUGCAUUGAUGACUUAUAGUGGGUCCAAAACGCUUUCCCAUCCAGCAGUGAAGUGGGAUAUCCUAAUGUGUUGGACUCUUUUUGGGCACAGUUACAAACUUGUUACCAGAGUCAUUCAGAAGUAUUUUUAAAUGCUGUUAUUGUUGCAUUUUUGAUGUUUUGUUUGCUCCAGUAUUCGGAUGCUCUUGAAAAGCCUGUCACCUUUUUUUAAAAUAAUAUUUUAACACCAUUUAGGUACACCUAGUUUACAACUUUUAUACCAUGUCUUUGGCAUGUCUUCUUCAAUAAACAGUUUUUAUUUAAAUUUUUAAUAAACUGUUUGGAAACCAA